Messenger RNA from Myripristis murdjan (pinecone soldierfish), 1902 nucleotides. Its product is annotated as CD9 antigen-like. The record is from RefSeq and is a predicted model, not a curated record. The transcript has 8 exons. Lineage: Eukaryota; Metazoa; Chordata; Actinopteri; Holocentriformes; Holocentridae. The coding region runs from base 182 to 856 and encodes 224 amino acids. Gene Ontology annotation, cellular component: plasma membrane.
GGGAGGGUGUGGUUCACAAAAAUAAUCCCCCAGCUCUUUCUUCAGUUCACUCUGUCCUUCACUUCUUCCCACGGUGUUAACAAGUGAUUUGACACAGAGCUGGGGUUUUUUUGGAAUUAAAACUAAAAAGUUUGUGUUGUAUUUAAGAAAUAUAUAUACCCUUCACUAGACACUAGACAUCAUGGGAGGACUGCAGUGCAUCAAGUACCUGAUGUUUAUCUUCAACUUUCUCUUCUGGCUGGCAGGCACUGGGGUGCUGGCUGUGGGACUGUGGCUGCGUUUUGACUCCAGGACAGCGGGACUGUUUGAAGGAGAGGACUCGCCUUCAGUCUUCUUCACUGGUGUAUACAUCCUGAUUGCAGCAGGGGCUCUGAUGAUGGUUGUGGGCUUCCUGGGAUGCUGUGGAGCCAUCAAGGAGUCGCCAUGCAUGCUGGGAUUGUUUUUCUUCUGCUUGCUCGUCAUCUUUGCUGUAGAAGUGGCUGCAGGGAUCUGGGGCCUCUCCAACAAGGACAGGGUGGUGGAGGACGUCACAGAGUUUUACAAGCAGACGUACAACAACUACAGAGACACCAGACAGGAGGCACUGAAGGAGACUCUCCGCCUCAUCCAUUUUGGGCUGAGCUGCUGCGGUCCCACAGGAACGGUGAUUGACGCCGCCAAAGAUACCUGCCCCAAGAAGGAGGGGCUGGAGGCUUUCAUCACCACGAGCUGUCCUGCUGCCAUCGACGAGAUGUUCAACAACAAACUUCACAUCAUCGGCGGGGUGGGCAUUGGCAUCGGAGUCAUCAUGAUCUUUGGGAUGAUCUUCAGCAUGCUGCUCUGCUGUGCCAUCAAAAGGUCCAGGGACUUUGUCUAAACACCACACAAACAGAAAAGCCUCCACCCUUAUGUCUAUACCCUCUAGAUCCCUGCUUUAGAUUUCCCUGCCAAGUUUAUAAUAUCACGUUAGUAAUCCAUCAUCUUUGUUGUAGCAUUGUUGUCUUUAUUGUUUUAGUGCUAUGCUGCAACUCCAGUUGCCCGUUUGGGAGAAAUAAACUCAAUCUUGAUCAUGUAAUAAUAAUCUGUUAGUUUACUCCUUGGUUCCAUACUGGAUGAACAAAGUCACCUGUGAGAGCAUGGAGCCUGUGUGACGCUUCUUCUCCCAUCGUCCCAUAGCGUGGCCUGUCUUCCCACAACUAUCCAACAGGGAAUCAUUUUGGAUCCUAAGAAAACUAGGAACAAAUCCAAGCCCCACUUAGAAACUUGUAAAACGAUUACCUUUUCAUUAAACGUGAAUGUACUGGCUUGGUCUGCAACAAGCGUAUGAAACACUUCUAAGUCUGAUCCCCAAAUUUGGAAAUCAUAUUCUUGGGACCCAAAGAAACCAUCCCAGAGCUCUAGUCAUAUCACAGCCUGUCAGAAACUGUGGCAGCCUGUGUUUGGGUGAUAUCUGACUUCUUGUACCUGUUGUCAUGAGUGAGUAACAUCAAGGCAGAAGGCAGCUUCAGUGGUAGUGGCACUGUGGCAUUUACAAUACAUAGCAGUCUUGAGUUUGCUGCCCUCUAGAGGGCCUUGAUAGAAGUGUAUAAUGUUCUGAAGGUAUCUUUGGAUGACUGAAAAUACUCUAAAUGUCUUGAACCUUGUUUUCCUUGUUGGCUCCUCUGAUGGAUAAGUUUAGUUUAGGCAACAAUGCCUUCAAGUCUGCCUGUGAUGAAUUUUGAUCUAACAGGCUUUUUGAAGCUAACAACAUUUAGUUUGUUUUAUUUUGCUCUUUCCUGAAGCUACCUGUUUUAAUGUUACCUUUUGAAGAGAUGCUUGAUUUUUAUAAAUACAGAACCAUUGACUUUUAUGCAAAUAUUUUGAUGAAUACAGUUCAUGUAUAUCUUUGAGAUGCCAAAUAAAAGAACUAAUAAACAAGGAGGC